This is a messenger RNA of Orycteropus afer afer, 708 nucleotides long. RefSeq names its product claudin 17 (gene CLDN17). Lineage: Eukaryota; Metazoa; Chordata; Mammalia; Tubulidentata; Orycteropodidae. Gene Ontology annotation, biological process: bicellular tight junction assembly; cell adhesion. The record is from RefSeq and is a predicted model, not a curated record. Gene Ontology annotation, molecular function: structural molecule activity. Gene Ontology annotation, cellular component: bicellular tight junction; plasma membrane.
CCAGUUUCAAGGUAAAGGAGAUGGCAUUUUAUCCCCUGCAAAUUGCUGGACUGGUUCUUGGUUUCCUGGGCAUGGUUGGGACUCUUGCCACCACUCUUCUGCCUCAAUGGAGAGUGUCAGCUUUUGUUGGGAGCAACAUUAUUGUCUUUGAAAGGAUAUGGGAAGGGCUCUGGAUGAACUGCAUUCGACAAGCCAGGGUCAGGCUGCAGUGUAAAUUCUAUAGAUCAAUGUUGGCACUCCCACCUGCUCUGGAAGCAGCCCGGGCACUCAUGUGUGUAGCAGUUGCUCUCUCCUUGAUUGCCCUACUUAUUGGUAUCUGUGGCAUGAAGCAGAUCCAGUGCACAGGGUCUAAUGAGAGGGCAAAGGCAUACCUUGUGGGCACAUCUGGAGUACUCUUCAUCCUGACAGCCAUCUUCGUUCUGAUUCCAGUGUGCUGGACAGCCAAUAUCAUUAUCCAGGAUUUCUACAACCCAGCUGUUCAUGUAGGUCAGAAACGAGAGCUGGGAGUGGCACUUUUCCUUGGCUGGGUGAGUGCAGCCAUACUCUUCAUUGCAGGGGGUAUCUUCUGCGGGUUCUGCUGUUGCAACAAAAAGAAACAAAGGUUCAGAUAUCCGGCCCCUGGAUACUCUGUGCCACAUCCAAAUAAGCCAAGAAACAUGACAAUGCUUAGUGAGACCUCCACCAGUUAUGUCUAAUACCAGCAUUCAG